AUGUUCCUGCUCUGCCCCGGUGAACUGAGAGCACAGCUGGGGACUACCCCCAACAUUAAACACAUUGUGGUUGGAAGGUGUUACAAUUAAAUCACACUAGUUAACUCCAGCCUGAAGUUUGACUGUGAGGAGAUCUGGAGACAGUUUGAGGACGCGGUUGUCCGUCAGUCCUCUUGUAAUGUGACGGUGGAGGAUUAUCAUCACAUGUUUUAUGCGAUGCCACAAACCUGGCCUUGCGAUAGGUUCCUCUUCUGGAGUAAAACCAGGACGCUGAUGCACAGCUACGCAGCUGUCGUGCCUCACUUCUGGACCCUGGAGGACACGCUGGUUGGCUACAUGUUCAACGACCUCAUCUGGUGCGGACAAGAGGAAGACUCCGGUUUUGAUUUCAGUUCUUGUCCGGAGUGGUCGGCAUGUAGAAACCAUCCGGUGUAUUCCUUGUGGAGGCAAGCGUCACAAAAUGUGAGUUUAAUGUCCCAACUGCAGAAGUCCCACCACACCAUGUCCCAGAGAACAGCAAACACUCUGUGUGGGAAGAUUGUUAUUGGUACCACGACGUGA
Cottoperca gobio is the source of this 561-nucleotide messenger RNA. RefSeq names its product ADP-ribosyl cyclase/cyclic ADP-ribose hydrolase 1-like. Lineage: Eukaryota; Metazoa; Chordata; Actinopteri; Perciformes; Bovichtidae. The record is from RefSeq and is a predicted model, not a curated record. Gene Ontology annotation, molecular function: NAD+ nucleosidase activity, cyclic ADP-ribose generating; phosphorus-oxygen lyase activity. Gene Ontology annotation, cellular component: plasma membrane. Gene Ontology annotation, biological process: positive regulation of B cell proliferation. The transcript is spliced from 5 exons.